UACAAAGCGGCUGGUAGGUUCCUUCUCUCUCUCCAGCCUUCUUGGGGUUUGCUGAUUUCUUGUGUCUGGAGGCUCUUCCUCAACCUGUGUCCUGGUGUAAUCUGCGCUGGCAUGGGUGUCGUGGGAAGAACUCAGGGAGACCCAGGAAAUCCAGAAAUGGAAACCUCAGUCGCCUUGCCAUCCCGGGGUUACUGCAGGCAGGACCUGAACUACAUUGACUUUGCUCCAGGAUCACAGGACCCACUGGCCAUUGAGGAUGUGGUUGUGAUCUUCACCCUGGAAGAGUGGGCCUUACUGGAUUCUUCACAGAAGAAACUCUACAAGGAUGUGAUGCGAAAAACUUUCAAGAACCUGGCCUCCAUAGGGAAAAAAUGGAACACUCAUGACAUUGAAGAACUGUAUAAAAACCAGGGGAGAAAACUAAGAAAUUAUAUGGUAGAGAAACUCUGCAAAAAUAAAGAGGGUAGUCAGUGUGGAGAAAACUUCAUUCUUAUUUCAAAUAGGAAUCUAAACAAGGAAACCACUGGAGUGAAAUUGCAUGAAUGCAGCACAUGUGGCAAAGUCUUCAUGCAUCACUCGUCCCUGACUAAGCACAUCAAAUGUACUGGACACAAAUGUUACAGCUAUCAGAAAUAUGGGGAGAAACUGUAUAGGUGUAAGGUGUGUGGGAGAGCCUUCAGUUAUCGCCAAUGGGCUGAAAAACAUGAGAGAAGUCAUAAUAAAGAGAACAAGUAUAAAUGUAAGGAAUGUGGGAAAACAUUUUCUGCUCCUGCAUCCCUUCAAGCACAUAAAAGGAUUCACACAGGAGAAACACCCUACAAAUGUAAGGAAUGUGGGAAAGCCUUCAUGUGGCAGACAGGAUUUCGGAGACACAUGAUAAUGCAUGCUAGGGAUUCUCCAUAUAAAUGUAAGGAAUGUGAUAGAAAUUUCAGUUGUUCCACUUCGUUGAGGGCACAUGAAAGAACUCACACUGGAGAGAGACCCUACCAAUGUAAGGAGUGUGGGAAAGCCUUUAGAUCUCACAGUUCCUUACAAAUACAUGAAAGGACUCACACAGGAGAGAAGCCACAUAAAUGUAAACAGUGUGGUAAAGCCUUCAAUUGUCCCAGUUCUUGCCGAAAACACGAAAGGGCUCAUACUGGAGAGAAACCUUACGAAUGUAAGGAAUGUGGGAGAACUUUUGGUGGCCUCUCAGGCAUUCGCGUACACAUGAUCACUCACACUGGAGAAGGACCUUAUAAAUGUAAGGAAUGUCAGAGAGCUUUUAUUUCUCCCAGUUCAUUCCGAGUACAUGAAAGGAUUCACACUGGGGAAAAACCCUAUAAAUGUAAAGAAUGCAGUAAAGCCUUUAGUUACUACUCUUCCUUUCAGUUACAUGAAAGAACUCAUACUGGAGAGAAACCCUAUGAAUGCAAGGACUGUGGGAGAAGCUUCCUUCGUUACCAAACCUUAAAACGACACAUGGGAUUGCACACGGGAGAGAAACCCUAUGAAUGUCAACAGUGUGGGAAAGCCUUCAGGUAUUACCUUCCCUUCCAAAAACAUGAAAGAAGUCAUUCUGUAGAGGAAACCUGUGAAUGUAAGCAAUGUGGGAAAACCUACCGAGAUUACAGUUCCUUAGAAACACACAAAAGAACUCAUAAUGGAGAGAGACCCUAUGAGUGUAAACAUUGUGGUAAAGCUUUCAGAUGUUUAUCUUGGUUCGGAAAACAUGAAAGGACUCACACUGAAGGGAAACCUAAUGAAUGCAAGGACUGUGGGAAGGCCUUCUCUCGUCCCCAGACCUUGAAAAUCCACAUGAGAGUGCACACUGGAGAGAAACCCUAUGAAUGCCAGCAGUGUGGUAAAGCCUUCAGAUACUCCUCUUCCUUCAGAAUUCAUAAGAGAAAGCAUCAGAAAUCCUUGGAAUGUAAGCAGUGUGGUAAAGCCUACAAUUCCUUAGAAACAAAAACUCAUAAGAAGCCCUAUCAGUGCCCAGGUUUGAAGAGCUUCAGGUGUUUUGAUGACAUGAAAUCACACAGGAAACCCUGAAUAGAAACAACAGUAGUUUUCUCAUUUAGGCUUUUAAAUACAUGAACUCACACUGAAGAGGAAUUCUGUGAAUUUAAGUGUGGUAAAGCCUUUGUCACACAGCCCUUUGAAGGUCUGUGUGAUACACACUUGAGAGACACAUGUAAGGAGUGUGGAAGGACUAAUCAUCCCAGUUCCUUCCAAAGUCAUGAGAGGACUCCCUGGGUAAAGAGGAGUGUAAACUGUGUGGGAACAACAUCUAAUGGUCUACAUCCUUACAUGUGAAAACUGACGAAACAAAAAUAUAACAAAACAAAAAUAUAAGUAGAAUGAAAAAGCCAAAUGGAAAUUAAUCCAUGCAUAAUGUUCCAGACAACAGCACGGAAGAGUUGUUAUGAAGUUGUAAAUAGCCCUGGCUGAGUAGGUCAGUUGGCUAGCGCGUCAUCCAGGUACACCAAAGUGGCAGGCUCAGUCCCCGGCCAGGCCACAUACGGGAAGCAGCCACUGAAUGCGUAGUAAAGAAGUGGAACAAGAGAUUGUGGGUAUUAGAGGGACAAUAUUCUUAUACAAUGAAUAUGUACUAUUCAACAACAGUAUAAGAUUAAUAGGUAGUACUUUUUUCUUAAAUCUAUUUAAAAAUCUUAUUUGAACCUGUUGGAUUGAUGGGUGAGUUGAAGUGUAUUUCCAUGUGCAUUUAGGUUUAAUUUUUGUUUUGUGCUAAGAGGCCAUUGAAAUUUGACAGUAUGGUAUUUGUUGGGAUUUUCCUACUGGACUUCUGGCAAUUCCUAUAAAUCCCUAGUUCAUUAUAUAUAUUUUACCUUUUUUAGUGACAAGAUUUCUCUUGGAUUUCAAGUAAAAGAGCCUUUCUUUAUAAUUAUAAACAGUUGGAAUAGUUAUUAUGGCAAGUUUAUUAAAGAAUAUGGUUUCAUGUGAGUUAUUUUCAUUUGGACUUUUACUUUUGGUUCUUUUUUUCUGACUAUUUGCUGAACAGACUUUGAUUUAAGAGAGACCUGUGAUAGGAUGAAAAUCUAGAGCUGGGAUGUAUUCCUGCAAAUAAUGUUAUUAGCUGGGUUUUCCAAAAUUCAUUCCUUUUAUGGUUCCUUCUUAGAAUUCACCAGCACCUUUACUUGCAUACGAUUUCAAAAAGAGUACCAAAGAAGGCAUUAGUCAGAUUUUGGAGCCAUCAUUCAGGGAGAGCUACAUAGGAGUUUCAAAGACACCAGAUUUUAUUCCAUGUUCAGGAUUUUUUUUGUACUUCCAAUCAAAAAGUAUCCUCAAAACCACCAACUGUUUCAUAUUCAUUUUCUAUGAGAUGUAGAUUUCCCACUGAUAUUUUCAGAAGAUCCAUCAGAGUUUGGAUUUUUUUGUCAGAGCUCUUGUCCACUAGGAAACUGAUUCAGACUCUUAUACUUGGGAAUAUUGUCUGAUUCCCCUUUUCUCUAGAUUAUGUCCAUUUAAGAUCUGGUUUCUACAGGAAACCUUAAGUUGUCAACAGUGCCAGUCAGCAUGUGGUCCUGAUUCACCAUGACACCUACAAUUGUGCGCUCACAAAGAAGGAUACGGGAGUUUGGUUCUCCACCACAUUGUACACUGGCUGCCUUGAUCUGUUCCUUUCAUCGGAGAAAUGUGUGAAGCAGCACAUUUUUCCCAUCUGGAAGACUGGCGGGGAGGGGUCCUGUUACUUGUAGCUAAAUGUAUAUUUUCAGUGUUUUUCAUUACUUUAGAUGUGAUUAAAACUAUGUGUAGCUUUU
This is a messenger RNA of Phyllostomus discolor (pale spear-nosed bat), 3761 nucleotides long. Its product is annotated as zinc finger protein 709-like. The record is from RefSeq and is a predicted model, not a curated record. Gene Ontology annotation, biological process: negative regulation of transcription by RNA polymerase II. Gene Ontology annotation, molecular function: DNA-binding transcription repressor activity, RNA polymerase II-specific. Lineage: Eukaryota; Metazoa; Chordata; Mammalia; Chiroptera; Phyllostomidae.